AUGAAACUCGGAAACGUGGCCAAACGCUGGCAGGUAAUAUUCGGCACGUUGACGUUCGCAACCAACUUCUUCGUAAACUGUCUGCAAAAAAGUCGACUCACAGACGUUACGUUGUGCCCCCCCCCACACACACACAUACACACGCGAAAUAAAACUAUAAAAAAAAAAAAAAAAUAAUGAUAAUAUUUACGCUAGUUUAAUAAUAUUAUAUACAUAUUGUUUUAUUAUCUAGUUAUUGGUGGUUUCUAACGACCUAACCUCAUAUAUUAUGUAGGUAUAGUAUAAUAUAUAUAUCAUUAUAACUACUCUUUUUUGGGGGGGAUUUUUCCAUCGCACGGAGUAAGUAAAAUUGCGGUCAAUACGAUUUAUAUCAAUAUCCUGUCUAUAUUAAUAUGAAACAAAUUAAUUUGGUCGAUAUACGUAAAUCGCUUAAAUAUUGACAAAUAAUAAUAGAUCGACGGAACUUGAGUUCAAAUUCUUGUAAAUAUAUGUGCCUAUUUAUUCAAACUAAAUCUAUUUAUUGGAAAAAGUAUACGAGGUUCAUAAAAAAAAUAAAUAAAUAAAUAGAUCCUCUUGACUCCUUGUUAUCUUUUUAUUCUACAUUAUAAAGAUAUCAUAGGAUAAUAAAGACGGGUACAGCCACUGUUAUAGUUAAUUAUUAUUAAUGUUGUACCGAUUUUCCCAGUUUUCCUACGUUUUUCCCGGUUUUACCAUGUUUUAUCCCGGUUUUUCACAUUUGUUGGGAAAACCGAAAAAUAAUGUCUCUAAAUUACCUCGCUAGUGAAAUUUCUUUUUAGAUAAGCAUAAAGAAAAGUUGUGCUAAGAAAAAAAAAUCCGUAAUAAUUUUAACUAAUACCUAAAUUUUGUACAUUUUCAGUUUUUCCUCCGUUAUUUUUCGCUUUUUUGCAUUUGAUAAGAAAACUCUUCUAAAACUAACCUCUUUAAGGUACCUUUCCACACUAAUUUCUUUUCAGAAAAAGUGCUACACAUAAAAAACGGAGAAAGUCCUCUGGUAGAAAAGUUGUCCACAGAAAAAAAAAAUAAACAUCUUUUUAAAACCAUAAGCUUCUUCGCUCCACUCAGAAUCUAAAAUUUGUCUCUGUCAAUGAGGAUUUACAUAAAUUAUAUAUGACUUUAUAUAGUUUUUUACGCUUGUCAAUGGCAUAAGUGAACACCAUAUAGGUACUAACUUGUUUUUUGUGUGUACGCAAAAUACAUAUUAUAGUGUCGCCGUGAAAUUCAACACACCUACGUAUAUUAAGAAUGACGUAUAGUUUUUAUUAUUAUUAUUAUUUUUUUAAAUUUUUUUUUUUUUGGAAAUAUCUGUUAAAUAUAAUAUUUCAAUAAUUAUUGCUUUAGUCUUGAAAUUUAAAAUAAUUAAUAAUAUUAUUGCAGCAAAGAUGAAUUACACUUAUAUUAUAAACUCAAAUACUAAUAAUGUACUGUAUAUGUAAAUGUGAUAGUCGCGUCCUAUCAAACAUAUGUAGUAAUACGAAAAUAAGGCNUAUUUUACAUAAUGUAUGAUAGCUUAAAUAGCAUAUCAUUACACAUAGUCCUCGUUUGGUUAAAUUCUCGUGACAGAACAGAAAAAAACUAGAGAUUUCUAAUAAUAUUAGGUAUAUUAAAAAUCGAAGUUACAUUGUGGUUUAAAUUACAGAUAAUUAUGUCAGUAAAAAUAUGUUUUGCCCUUUAAAAUCGCGUCUAAUAAAAGACAAUUUACAAGAAAUCAAAAAUUUGAAUACAAUAACUUACUAUCGUUGGUUUAUAAUAUGGAACGCUCGCGGUAUAUUCUUUCGUAGUUUUCCUUGAAUCGCUUAUGGGCCUAUUCACACGACUUAUACAAUAUUAUAGAUACAAUCCGGCCAGAAUAAAAACAAUUGACACCGCACUUUGCCCAUUCUAUGUAAAUAUUAUCGUCCUACGUCCACAUGUGGUAUAGAAUAUAGACCUGCGUUUUGAAUUUUUUGGCUCAGUAUAUUCAAACAUUGAGUUCGAUGUAAAUUCACAACAAUUAUGUAAUAUACGAUAUGCAGUCUAUAAAUAAACACUAUUAUUUUAACGAUGUCGUAUGAAAAUAAAAUUUUAAAAUUAGUAGCUACCUCUGCAGUAUAACGUGUGCAUUAUGUCACAAAAAUACAGUUAUGAUUCGUUGAAAUUUUCAUUAUGCUGUUAUUCAGUAUACUGUCUAUACCUAUAUCACAAAGGUAACAUAAAAGUAGGUAAAAAUAGUUUAUUAAAAUUCAAAAUCUUAUAUCGAGACUUAUUCGCACGAACCACGGUGUUGACAAUGAUAAUACAUUCAAAUACAGUAUUGUAACCUCAAAAUGUGAACAUUAUUACCGAUAAAUAACAAUUCCUGUUUAGUUUAUAACUAUAUUAUCUUUACACAUAACAAAUGUACAAAUGUAUGUAUACAUAAAAAAAAAAAAAUGGAAAAAGUGGGUUUUCGUACAUUAAAAGUAAAAAGACUGGAUUUAUAUUAUUUUAUAAUUCACAAAAAAGCGUUUAAAAACGUCAAAAAAGGUCUUGAAAAAUUCGUUUAAAAAGUAAAAAUGAUAGAAAGAUUUAAAAUUCUCCCUAACCCCUUCCUAAUUGCUCUAACUUAUUGAAUUUAAUUUCCUAACACUAUACAAAUGAUUAAUAUAAAAUAAUUUCUUUUAAAUAAAACUGUACGUAUUAUAAAAAAAAAGGACUUUUUAUUCAUCAUUUUUGUGGUAUUAUAAAAAUUGCAUUUAUAAUAAACUUGUUAGUGGAGGAACUAUUAAACCUCUCUAUUAUUUAUUGCUUUUUUAAAUAUUUUUUUCAGGGCUCUUAUAACGUUUUCAAGUGAUUUUUUGUGGAUUAAUAUCGAGGAUCUACUCAUAAAUUAUAUAUGUAUAUACCUUUAUAUUAUAUAUGUUAACACAAUUUCAAAUAUAGAAAUUAAAUAAGCACUCGUGCAGAUCGAGAACAAUAUACGUAGGAUCAUAUGCUGAUUCCACCGUAAAUUUGAAUUACUAAGUAUUAGGGUUCGGAACUUAUUACACUUAAAGUUCACAAAAAAGUGUUUAAAAACGUGAAAAAAGCCUUCAAAUAUAGCACCUUAAGUAAAUAUUAUUAGACCAAAUGAAUCACCUCCCUCUAACGACUCUAAAUUAUUAAACAUAAUUUUCUAACACCACACAAAUUAUUAUCAAAAAUGUAUUCUGUUUAAAUAAAAUUAUACGCAUUAUAAAAAAAAAUAACUUUUGUAUAGCUAUAAAUUUGUAUAGCGUUAAAAAAUUGUAUUUAAUAAGUUAAAGCUGUUAGAGAGGAGUAAAUUUAAUCUAUUCUGCUAUUUUGUCUAAUAAUAUUUGUUUGAAGUGCUUUUUUUGUGUAAUAAGUUCCGAACCAGUGACGCAUUCAUGUGUUUUCGGGUGUUUUGGGUGUCUGGACACCUUUCUUGAACCGUAUUAAUGGAAAUUAUAUUCCAUAACAAUUGAAAAAAAAAAAAUGUUUUUUUAAAUUUAUAACGUUCAACUGCCGUCAUAAUUUAUUUAUAUGUAUCAUUAGAAAGUAUUGUUUAAAAUACUAUUAAUACAGAAUGCAAAUGUGUUACCUAGUGUUAUAAAUGUUACUAAUGUUACCAUGUCUUUUGUCCAUAGUUUACCGACAAAUUCGGAAAUUUAUCAUAGCUAAAAUAAAUAUACUAUUAAAACCCAAAGAUAUCUAUAAUAUAAUAUAGUGCAAAUAUCAGUAUUACAACCAUAUAAUUAUUGUACACUAUUCUAGAAUUAAAUAUUGCGAUAAAACAGUCACUGAACUGUCUGUAUUUACAUGUUUUUAUUAUAUCUGUUCAGUUGUUUGAUAGUUAUUGUUGCCGUCGAUUAAAUAAAAUUAGCAAGCGUGUAUGUAUAACAGACUUUGUUGUCAAAAAAGUACCUCGGCAAGAAUUGACACAAUCAAUUGUGAAAACAAACAUCGAGAAAUCUUGUCCGGAUAGCGGACCUUUUAGAAUGUAAUAUAAAGCUAUAGAAAAAUUUAACCAUAAUGAAAAAUGUAAUUAUCACCUCAAUCAGUUGAACAAUAUCAAAAUAUUGUUGCUAUUGAAACUGAGGAAGGAGAUUCUAUCGAUUUACAAUUAAAUAAAGUUGCUAAAGUACAAAGGGAAUUAAAUAGAAAAAUAAUUAUUACUGUAAUCGAGUCUAUGAUUUUUUUGUGGAAGACAAGGAAUCGCCUUACGGGAAAAUCGUGAUUUUGGAACAUUAACUACAGAAAAUCCGGUAGAAAAUGACGGUAACUUUAGAGCUUUAAUGCGAUUUCAUUUAAAUGCAACAAAACUGUCUAGUGACGAAUCUUACCAAUUAGCUAGAACUAAUUGUGUAAAACAUGCAUAGUAUACAAGUUGGAAGAUUCAAAACGAAAUUAUCGGUUCUUGUCAUGAAAUUAUAUUAUCUGAAAUCGUUAAUGAAGUGAAUAAUAGUAAAUGUUUUUCGGUUAUAGCAGACGAAACGGCAGAUGUUGACAUUGAGCAAUUGCUCAAUUUGUGUUCGUUAUUUUGAUUUUAAAUUAAAAUAGUAUUAAAACAAUUUUUAAAAUUUGUUCCUGUCAUAGACUUAAGUGGAAGCGCACUUGCAAGUAUAAUUAUUAAAGAACUUACUGAGAUGAAAAUUGAAAUGCAAUAUCUAAGAGGGCAAAAUUACGACGAAGCUGAAUCGGUGAGUGGACGAUUCAAUGAUAUUCAGGCAUGCAUAAAAAAAUAAUAUAAAACAGCUAUAUAUGUCCAUUGCAGUUCACACAGUUUAAAUUUGACUGUUUCUUAUGCUUGCAGAUUACAAGGUAUUCGAAAUACUAUGGACACUAUUAAAAAGGUUUUCGUAUUUUUAAUUACUCCAUAGAAGCAAACAGAAUUUUCAAAAUAUGUCAGGGAACCCAAGGGAGUCAAGCACAGACUCGUAAAGAAAAACUACAGCAAUUAUGUUCGACAAGAUGGGUUGAAAGGCACGACUCGGUAACAGUAUUUAAACAACUUCUUCCGGCUGUACAUUUGUGUUUAGAAGAGAUGACUAGUUGGGCAAAUAACGAAUCAUCAAUUAAAACUCGUAUGUUAUUAUUGUCUCUAAAAGAAUGUGAGUUUAAUGUUGGUCUUAUUGUUUUAAAAAGUAUAUUUUAGUACACGGUAUCUUUAUGUAUAUACUUACAAAAACUUAACAUAGAUCUAAUUUAAGCUCUCGAGCUUGUUUAUAAUGUACGUCAAUUACAUUAACUUUAGAACAACGUCAACGGAGAGUUUUCAAAAUGUUUUAAUGAACUUCAAAGAAAAUCAAAUGAUUUAUAUUUUGUAACACAAAUGCCUAGAAUUAAGAAAAUACAGACUUAUAGACAGAAUACUCCAAGAAAUUUGGUUCAAGAUUAUUUUAAAUUUUCUUUAUUUAUACCUUUUUUAGAUUCAUUCAUAAGUCAGUUAAAUGACAGAUAUAGUAAUUAUAAAGAAAUUGUUCAAAAGUUCCGAAUGCUUUUUCCAAUUGUUCCUCUUACUAAAAAACAAGAAAAGUUAAUAGAACAUUUGGUGGAAUUUUAUGUUAACAACGUGAAAGAUUUAUUAAAGGUUUUAGCUGAAGUAAAGAUUUGGCAUCAUCAAGUUAUUAAACUAUCACUGGAAAACAAUUUAAAAAUGGUUACUGCAAUUGAAGUAAUCGGUAAUUGCAAUAAUGCUCUAUAUCCUAAUGUUUAUAAGUAA
Messenger RNA from Cinara cedri, 5698 nucleotides. Lineage: Eukaryota; Metazoa; Arthropoda; Insecta; Hemiptera; Aphididae. The record is from the annotation of a GenBank genome assembly.